AUGCCGACCCCGCAACCGGCACCUCAUCAGGUUCUGCGCGCAGGUCGCGAGGAUACACUGCCGUCUGUCGGCGGGAUUGUUCCCGGUUUGAGCGCUAGCUCUAUGCCGACCUUCAGCAAUUCGGAUAUGCAACAAGCAGCAAUGCUUCCGGAUGCUCCAGGCGACAAGGCCUCCUCGGGGCAAAUGCCUACAGUUGGAGAUAUAUAUCCUGAAGUCCCAGUUGGCAGUCAUCGACAGACGCAGCCUUCCCAUAAUCCUUUCUGGCAACCUGGCUGCUCUUUGAAGCCAAACGAUAACCGCGACGGAUCGCGAGUGGUUUCAAGCUCUUCCGCGCCAGGGUAUCAACAUUCUUCCUCUCGCUCCGUUGGUCCAACGCCAGGGCGCACGCAGCACGGAGUAUCUCCGCACAGCUCCCGCCGGAACAGGACUGCACAUGUCAGGAUAUCUGAUCGUGACAGCGACACGACGUCUGUUAGCGACAGCGGCAUUGUUCCAGAGAUUCUUCGCCGCGCUGGAGGUACACCCUCCCGACAACUGGACAAACUGCCCGAUGGAACCACCAUGUCCAAUUGGACAGAAUACGUCCAUUUGGAUGGGAGUAUCUAUUACUUUGAUCUUCGCCGACUUGUGGUCACUCCAGACGAUAUCCAGCAACGUCCCGUACUCGACGCGCUGGAGAAAACGCUAAAAGACAUUGCUUUCCGCCCAGGAGGCGACACUGAAAUGAUCAUCAAAGGUUUGUGCGGGACUUCCGAACCUAUGGUGUUCUACCUCAACCACGGCUACGGCUUGUACAUUGAGCCCGUCAUGCCUGGGGCCGAACCGAAGGUCUCGGAUCCUAAGUUCCGCGAGGAGGAGAGAACGGAGCUCUAUUGGAAGCAGCUGGAAACAUUUCCGAUGCACUUACCGCAACUACCUUUUGAUGCAGAGGCAGAGUUCUUCCGCGCGAUCACGUUUGGGUCUAGCGAGAGGAUCCUGGAAUGGACGAAGACACCCUUCCCGUUCAGCGAGCAUCAAGCGACGCGCCUUCUUCAAGUGUACGAUGACCUCAGAGAGGCAGCGUCGCAAGGGCUCAAGGUCGUCCCCGCACAAGCGUGGCUCAUCGCUCGGACCAUGGCGCGCAUCGAGGUAAGCCGAAGGCAGGUGAAGCACGGCACCCGCGAGUUCAGCAUGUAUCGCGCGGUCGCGGUGAGCCCAACUAGGUGGCAGGUGCGCGUUGCGGACGUGUGUCUCGUCUUUCUGCUGUUCGGUGUUCAGCGGAUGUACCGCCUGCGCUUGGAAAGUGUUCGUGUGAAGGGCGUGGUGUAUCCCCCGGACUUGCGAGAUUUAUUCAAGAACUUCCUCGCUGAAUGGGCUGAUUCUAAUCUGCUGGCCACAGUGUUUGUUAGUGCGAACAUAGCUUUCCUUGCCCUGUCGGGAGGCACAAGCAUUCAACGCACUGCAUCUCUAGCAUCUACUCUCUUUGCCGUGACUAGCGUCGUAUCCGGUGUGCACCACCUCUGGCAGCACAGAACGAAGAUCGAUAGUCCAGAAGAAGCGCGUGCCUACCUAUCUCAAGCAGACGCUGCCGGUGCUGAUAUCCAGCUUGCAGUUAUCUCGUGCUUCCUCUCUGUUCCCGUGUCUUCGCUUUUAUGGUCCAUCCUAUGCUUCACGGUUGCGCUCGGCGCGCUGUGCAUUCAGGGUACCGACCUUCGGGGCGAGAUCCUGCUCGCAGUAGUGUUGGGCAUCCUCGGGCUACUCUGCGCUGCAACGCUGCUAUUCUUUUGGGACGUAUGGCGUGGGACGAGAAGAGAAGAAGUGCAGGAAGAGGAGGAAUGGGCUGUUGUGGACCACGGGUUGAAAUGGAGGCUGAAAAGGUCCUUGCGGAAGCUGAAACUGCUUGUGCUCAGAAAGAUGAAGAUCCAGACAACCGUGCAGCUCGAGGAAAUAAGCAAGCAUAGCUGA
This is a messenger RNA of Sparassis crispa, 1944 nucleotides long. RefSeq lists its product with no specific name. The record is from RefSeq and is a predicted model, not a curated record. Bases 1 to 1944 code for a protein of 647 amino acids. NCBI's taxonomy places the organism in Eukaryota, Fungi, Basidiomycota, Agaricomycetes, Polyporales, Sparassidaceae. The transcript is spliced from 9 exons.